Drosophila eugracilis is the source of this 3605-nucleotide messenger RNA. RefSeq names its product histone acetyltransferase p300. Bases 1289 to 2137 code for a protein of 282 amino acids. The record is from RefSeq and is a predicted model, not a curated record. The transcript has 2 exons. NCBI's taxonomy places the organism in Eukaryota, Metazoa, Arthropoda, Insecta, Diptera, Drosophilidae. Gene Ontology annotation, cellular component: nucleus.
GUGUGAGUCAUGGUGGAAAAUUCGAGGCAAGCGUACCGAUGCGCAAAGAACAAGCAUAAGCGAAGAAGAUAAAGAUAUCGAUUAAAAUUUCUGCUACAAAAAUAAAUAUAUAUGUAACGCAUAUUGUAAAUGUCCUAAGUUAAGUGAUAUAAAUCAAAUAUUUGUGUAACGUUUAAUAUUUUAAUACGCGUCGAAGUACAACGAGUGAGGCUACAGAAAAGCACACGGAAAAAACGGAGUACUUGGCGAGCGAAAAAAUAACGGAAAUAAAAAUUCGAAAUAAACGCUGCGCAAUAGACGGUGGUGUACAUAAGAGUUUAAACAAAAUCCGAAUCAGAAUCAGUUGAAAGUGUGAUUUUUUUGAGCCUUUGUCUGUAAGUGAAGAGAAAGCUUUAAGCGGAAUUACAUCUAUAUAUAUAUAAAUAUAUAAAUACGAAGCCAGCCCGUCGCCAUUUUGAAAGUGAUUUUACAAUACACACACACAUAUAUAUACACAGCUGCGAACACAUACACACAUAAUAAACCCCAUCUAAAGUCCGAAAAAACCAACAAAAAACAAACCAAACCAAUUUUCCGCAACAUUUUAAAGUGAAUAAAGCUAAAUCAAGGAAACUUUUAAAACAAACUCAACCCAUUUUGUAUAUAACGCUUGUCGAAAAAUCGGAAUCUGUAUAACGAAGUGGCUGAGAAAACUGCGACACACACACAAACGCACACUCGUUAGUGUGAGAAGGUCUACGGCAAAAAAGAUCAGCACGGCUUGUAAUGCAAGAGGAGCAGUUGAAUCAGCGGAGAACAGAGAAGAGUUUGCGAAAUUAUAGCUAAGAAUAGCUUAAACAGAGUAAAAGAGAUAAAUCAACAGACUGAUAAUCAAUACAUAACGUUACAAGUAAAACUAAAUAAAGUAAACAGCAGCUGUACAUAAACAUAAACGCGAGAACCAGGAGAAGUGGAAAAGCAGCUACGUGCCCAGCCGCCCGUCGCCCUUUUCGUUUUAAUUUUUGGAAGAGGGCAUCUCUCAUCUUCGGCGAUUAUCAGCAACCAAAGAAAACAGAGCGGCGCAGCUAGAUCAACAUCAUCUCAAUAGCGGCAGCAGAAGGAGUUUGGUUUCGAUUUAUAAAGAAUUGAUUUAAGUGCGUGUGAUAUUUAACGUUAAGCAUUAAUUUAGCGAAAUAACCAAAAACAAAAAAGGCAAAACAGCAGAAAUUUUAAUAAGAGGAAAGUGAUCAAGAGAGAGAGAGAAGAGUAAGAGAGAUCGAUUCAGAGAUCGGAAAGCGAAGAAAUUACUAUGACAUACUCGCACAAUAGCGUUAGGAAUAACAUCAGAAUGACAACCGCAUCGGCCACCAAGUCCAUACGAUUAAAAAAGGGAGCCUCAUCAGGGACCUCCGCAUCCAACUCAUCCACCCCCUCGCCCACAUCCCCACCCGUGUCCCCUACAUCCGUAUCAGCAUCCGCACCAGCAACGCCCUUGGUAACUGCACAUUCCAACAGUAUUGCCAGCAGUACAAAUAACACCCACUUCCUGAGCUCCUCGCCCACGAGUCUGGGUCUUGGCCUGGGACUUUCCUCCUUGGCCACGCCCCCCAACCAGAGGCAGCGGCAACUCCAGUCCCAAUCCCAGUCGACCGGAUCCAAGGGCAAGCAGCAGCAGCAGCGCCAGUCGCCGCAGCAGCAGGGAGGCGGUGGCUUCUUCUUUGCCAACAACAACCGACGAAACGGAGGAGGACGUUCGCCCCAGGGAGCGAUUCAGGUGCGCCAGUCACCGGCCACCAUUUUGGGUGGAGGCUUUUCGCCGGGAAUCGCCGGAGGAUCGGCUCGCAAGCAGAGGAAGAGUCCUCCAUUGGGUGGCAAGAUUUCGCCCCAGCAGCAGAUGCAAAUGCAGCAGCAGCACCCACUCAUACCCACCGCACUGACGCAUUUCGCGGGCAGCAAGUGCUUCGAUGCACCAGCUCCAACGGCGCUGCCCAAGCCGCCCCAGCACUGGACGCUAACCAGGUCGGAGGGAAAGUUUCCCAUGGCGAUGCCGUCGAUGCCCAAGUUCCAGGUGCCGAUGCAGACUGGCCGCUCGAAGCGGAACCUCCUCGAUGACUUCGACACGCACAACCUGAAGCUGCUGCUCAAUGUGCAGUCGUAACACCACUGGUGCUGGAGGAUCAGUGUCUGGAGCAGCGAAGCAGGAACAGGAUCUGGAGCAGGAUCUGGAUCUAGAGCUGGAUCUGAGGAUGGAUCCGGAGGACCGACUUGAAUGGCUUGAACACCCGGUGGACCCCGAACCCGUCAAUGAGUUGCGAAAAAAAAAUCGAAAUGAAAAUAAAACAAACAAAAAAAAUUAACAAAAAUAUAAAACAAAAAAUGCAAAAUGAAAAAACCUUUACAAAAAAAGCGAAAACAUUUCAACUGGAAAAUUGAACUUUUUUAAACAAAAAAAAAAAAAAAAACAAGAGUAAUGUUUGUGAUCUCAAGUGUGUAUCAUGAAACAAUAAAACCAAUUUGAGAAGCUAUAAAGAGAAAAGCGAAAACUGUUUCAAGGAAAACUGAAAGUAAACAAAAUACAAAUACACAAACAACUGUCCUCACACAACCGACCGACAAAAACAACAUCAACAACGACAAAGAGAACAAAUAAACACAGCAAAAAAGAUGCAAAAUUCCCCGCUAUAUAGAACAAUAACCCCCCUUAUACUCCACCACUGUCAACUUCAAUGCGCAAACUUUAUAGAGAAAGCCAAUCGACAAGCUGCAACCAGUACAACAACUACAACAACAGCAAACGGAAGCCUGGCUAAAGUCUAAGAGAAACCAAAUCGAAAGAGAGGACAAAGGAGGAGGAAAGCCGAAGAGGAAGGAGAACUUUAUAUGUCUAACAACGGAUACUUCACAACUGAACAUUGUUUUAAACGUGAUACGCAAAUAGACUUGAAAAUUAAUUAAUAAGUAAAAUUAUAAAUAUAAUAAUAUUUAUGAGUAAUUCAAAAAUAUGGACGCUAGAAGCGCAACAUAACGUACAGUUUAUGUUUAUCCCCCGAAAAGCGGACAAAAUGUGCAACGUACCUUAAAUGUUGAUAAAGAAUAAAGAAUAAAUGCAGAAGGCAGAGCAAAAGCAAAAGCUAACAGAGUAUAUUCAAGAGACACGAUAAUAUCUAAAUAACUAAAUAAUAAUAAUAAUAAUAAUACAACUACUAUAAAUCGUAUACCCACCAAAUCACAAAGACUAAUUCAAAAACAAAAACUCAACGACAAAAACUCAACGCAGCCGCCGCAGCAGAGCUACAGCAGCCAGAGCCGCAGCGCAAAAUGCAUUCAACUUGCCUAUGAAAGAACAUCUAUAACAACUCUCCUCUACCUUAAGAUAUAUUGAUCCACUAUUGUAUUGUAAUUUUUGACCUACCUAGAUACUUCCAUUACUUUUAGUUUUACGUCGCGAUAGAGAAGCAAUUGCCCAAAAAAUACUGAGCUACAUAUGCGAACAUGUGUAAUUAUUCUUAAACUGUAAUUGCGAAAUGGCUUUAAAAAAUUCUAAUUUAAACAUUCUUGAAUUGUACAUAGAAGAAGAAGGAGAACAACGCUAAAAUGUUCAAAUAAAAUUUUCUAAAAACGAUAAA